AUGGACACCGGGGUCGGACGGACCCCUCCUCCUGCGGCGGCGGCGGACGCCGGCGAUGAGCCACGGGACGCGCGUGUCGUGAAGGAGAUCUUGCGUUCGGUGGGGCUUAAUGAAGGGGAUUACGAGCCGGCGGUGGUCCACCAGUUCCUGAGGCUCGCCCACCGGUACACCGGCGACGUGCUCGGCGACGCGCUGGCCUACGCGGAUCACGCUGGCAGGGCGUCGCUCCAAGCAGACGACGUCCACCUCGCCAUCCGCUCCAACGCAACGUUCGGCCACGAGCCGCCGGGCCGCGAGGUUUUUCUUGAAAUGGCUCAUAGCUUGAACAAAAACCCUCUACCCAAGCCCCCUCCCGGAUCAACCUGUCUGCCACAUGAUCAAGACAUGAUGAUGGGACAAAAAUACUUAUGCAUUCCACAAAUGAAGCCACCGACUGAUAAUGUUAAGGGAACCAAGAGCGACAACACCUGCGAAACCUCCAAUCCUAAAGUUGCUUCUCCCAGUUGCAACAAUGAAGAUCAAACUAGUAGUAGUAAUCAACAAUGUUCUAAGAGGAUUUCCUCCCAACUCAAUGCUAUGGCCGCUAGGGCAGCAAGGCGAUGUAUAAUGAAGAACAGAAGAUCCAAAAUGUCCCAGCCUUGAAUAUAUGAUUAAUUUCUGUUCAACUCAUUAUGUGUUUUUUGUUUAAUUAGUUUCUUGUUGGUGGAAAAAUCUAGCAUGAUGAUGUAAAAGGGUUGUUGGUACACCAACAAGUGCAUCUCAACUUGGCACAUCUAAACUUUAUGCAAAUCCCUUGCUAGUGGUCAUGAUUGUUUCCAUAAAUUGUUGUGUACAUGGUUAUUGGAUUGUGUCACGCCAAAAAAUUAUUGUAUACAUGGUUAUUGGAUUGUGACGUGCCAAAAAUAGCAUGGAGGCUAAAACCCCA
Messenger RNA from Aegilops tauschii subsp. strangulata, 925 nucleotides. RefSeq names its product transcription initiation factor TFIID subunit 9-like. NCBI's taxonomy places the organism in Eukaryota, Viridiplantae, Streptophyta, Magnoliopsida, Poales, Poaceae. The record is from RefSeq and is a predicted model, not a curated record. Gene Ontology annotation, cellular component: SAGA complex; transcription factor TFIID complex. Gene Ontology annotation, biological process: RNA polymerase II preinitiation complex assembly; DNA-templated transcription initiation. Gene Ontology annotation, molecular function: protein heterodimerization activity; RNA polymerase II general transcription initiation factor activity; transcription coactivator activity.